CAUUUCCCGCUUAUGUUGUGGUUCCUCUCUCAUUACCUCAGUUCAGUUCUCUCUCUCUGUUAUUAUCAUCUUCAUCAACAUGAACUCGCCCACAUAUGGAUCCGACCCGGUUUCACCCAACACCACCUUCGUCCAAGCCGAUCCAUCAACGUUCCGAGCGGUGGUUCAAAAGCUAACCGGAGCUCCAGACGACCCAUCGGCUCAAAAACUCCCACUCAGCCUCCCUUCCCGUUUCACCAACCCCAAACCCGCAGUCCCGUCCGAUAUGGGGCCCCGAAGACCCGCUUUCAAGCUCCACGAACGGAGACAGACCACUAAGAAGCUAGAGCUCAACCUCACCUCCACCACCACCACCGGCGUUUCGCUUUCACCCUCUUCUUGUUAUACUGGCUCUUUGGGCCGACACAGAAGUGGGGCCCUUUCUGGGCUCGGCGGCGAUCAUAUGGUGAUGGUUUCGCCGGUUUCUCCUUUUGAAUUCUUGGCGCGUGGGAGUCCGAGAACGCCGGUUUCGCCGUCGUGCAUGGAGGAGGAGGAGGAGGAGAGAGCGAUCUCCGGAAAAGGGUUUUAUUUACACCGGAGCCCGUUGAGUACGCCGAGAGGAUCCGACCCCCCUGAGCUCUUGACUUUGUUUCCUCUCUCUUCUCCUAGAGAUAAUCACACUAAUUCAUCUUCUACUUCUUAGUUAGAUUACUCUCUAAACAAUUGUUAAUUUUUUUUAAUUAUCUAUUUUAAUUUAAUUUUAUAAUGUGAAUGAAUUAAUGCCAGUUGGGUUA
Messenger RNA from Humulus lupulus (European hop), 773 nucleotides. Its product is annotated as VQ motif-containing protein 11. The record is from RefSeq and is a predicted model, not a curated record. Bases 80 to 682 code for a protein of 200 amino acids. NCBI's taxonomy places the organism in Eukaryota, Viridiplantae, Streptophyta, Magnoliopsida, Rosales, Cannabaceae. The transcript has a single exon.